Leishmania braziliensis MHOM/BR/75/M2904 is the source of this 12804-nucleotide messenger RNA. RefSeq names its product putative dynein heavy chain. Gene Ontology annotation, cellular component: dynein complex. Gene Ontology annotation, biological process: microtubule-based movement. NCBI's taxonomy places the organism in Eukaryota, Euglenozoa, Kinetoplastea, Trypanosomatida, Trypanosomatidae. The record is from RefSeq and is a predicted model, not a curated record. The transcript has a single exon. Gene Ontology annotation, molecular function: minus-end-directed microtubule motor activity; dynein intermediate chain binding; dynein light intermediate chain binding. Bases 1 to 12804 code for a protein of 4267 amino acids.
AUGAUGUCCACUAAGAUCAUACAAGAACUGAAAGAGUUGCCGUUGAAUACAGUUGAAGAUGCACAAAAGUUUUUCUGCAUUACCGCUGAUGUAAAACAGCAGGGUGUCACCCUUCCACCCAUUAGCCAUAUGUUUUUCGCACGAGUUGACUCGGGCCUUCAAUUUGAACCAUACAACAUUCGCACCAUAUGUCGUGACAAUCGCCCGAUGAACUACUACAUUGUGACAAAGAAUCAUGUGAUUCAUGUCAAUCGGCGUGAUGGGGAGUACGACGUAGUGGUGCCCUUGGAGCAGUGGGUUUGCGAAGCAAAAUGUUUCAGCAGAAUCCGCAAAAUAGCGUUUUUCAGAAACUACAUUCUUCACAAAGCGCUCCGAUGCCUCCUAGACAGCGCUCGGCGGGCAAAGUUUAGGAGAAACCGUGCCAUUCUCUCAAAACGACUUUUGUUGGCGACACCGCCAUUCCUAAAUGACCUGAUUACAUUGCGGAGAAAAGUGUUCGAUUUUCAAUGGGCUCCAGUUAUGGGAAACUUCCAAAAAGUUUGCUCUUUGCAAAUUAGCGGUGAAAGAGGCAACGCCGCUGGGUUUUCAACUGACGAGUUUGUCAACAUGCAGGCCGACUACGCGAAAUCGCUCCAGCGAAAAUUCUCAUCUGUGUUGCUCGAUAUUUUGAGCGUUGUUAUCGAGCGCGUGAAAAGCGUCACACAGCUCGUUUCCACAAUGCGGGUGGUUGAGAAAUACCCGGGUGCUACUGGAAGUGUCAACAAAGAUGUCACUGCAAAGGAGUUCCACAAGUAUCAAAUGGAACAAAAACGUCUGGUCGUCGAUUACGAAAAGCUGCCGUCUUAUAUUCGUCUCGUGCAUCAUUUUCAACUCGAAAGCAUGUUUCAACAGGCAUGUUCCACCUUUUUUAAUUUGGAAAGCACCAUGCGAAGACGAGUACAGAGUUUGCUUUGGCGGUUUCGAGUGGAAUGCAUAGUGGAUGGUCAAAAUACACUUUCUCUGUUUCCGUCAAAAGAGCAAGUUGUGGCAUCAGUUGGCGCAGUUAUGGACAAGUGCAUCAAUUCUCUCUGCGCUGCACCGACGUGCGUUGGAUCUGAGGUGCUGAACGAGUUUACAGCUAUGAUUAAGUUAACAUCUUUGCGCAGCGCGCUGCUUGGGGAUGCCCUCAUCUCCCUACACAAAAACGAAGUUCUCAUGUUAAUUGAGGUGGAUUACGAGGAAGCAAAGAGCAAGCUGGCGUUCUACAAGCCUCUUGUGGCUGUUUCGCAGUUUUUAGGCGAGUGGCGCGAAGUUUCAACCCGCUGGGACUUUAUUUUGUCCACUGAAGAUUCCCUUUUGGAAGCGAUUACGGAGUCCGAAAUUCGCGGCUACGCAACAAAGGCUUACAAAGCGCAGAGCGAAAUAUUGAAGCUAUCGACUCGAACCUACGGUACUAUUGUGGUCGAGUGUGAUAACACACUGGAUAAGCUGGUUAACCAGCUGAAAAGCGUUCUGACCGAUAUCGAAGCAGCCCUGGGGAAGCUUAUCAAGUUGAAUCUCCGUUACUUGAAGUCAGAGUGUGACUCAUGGGUGGAAGAGCUCAGUCUUCCAGACAUAGUCCUUGGCCAAUUUAUCAAUUGGUAUUUGAGGCUGCAGGAUUCAGGGCCUACUUUCGACAAGUUCUCUAAUAGUGUGGCAGAUUUACAGAAUUUAUAUCGAUUACAAUCUGAGUUACGCGAAAAAGCCAACCCAGGCGUUAUCAGUGAGGCGGAGGAUUAUUCGUCCUUAUUGCGUGUCCCAUUUCAGAGCGCAAUAAGCGAGGCUCGAACAUAUUACUCUUCGACUUCUAGCAGGAUCAAGGAAAUGCUGCUUGCCGAGCACGCUCGUAUCAUCGAGUCCGUUACUAGCACGAAAAAGCGACUUGCACGGGAGUACAGCAAUGAAAACACAGACAAAAUUGGUGCAUCAGUCAAACACAAGCUAGAGGCUAUUCAUGAGGGACUCGUACAGGUAAAUUGCGAGGCAAGACAGCUGGACGCGUAUGCGCAAGUUUUGGAAAUGGAGACGUUGAACUGGUUAGAGAUUGCUGUUACCGAGGACGAGCACCGAAAAUUUGUGGAGCUGUGGAAUGUGCACAAGGAAGCCACCGAUUUGCGAAGCCGCCUUGAUACGAAGGCUGUUGAAGAAAUUGACGGUCAAGAGCUCAAGGAUACAAUAGUUUCACUGUUCCAGCGCGCAUACAAGGCGCAAAAAUGUACCCCAGGCGACGUUGCCGAUAAUUUAGUGAAGUCACUUGCAGUCGAAAAAGCGAAUGUUCCUGUGUACGUUGAAUUGUGCAACCCAGCUUUGAAGGAAGAGCACUGGUCGAAACUCUUUGAGAGUACGGACAUUCCACCCAUUCCACCCACAAAGCGCACGCUGCGUUCCCUAGAAACAGCUGGUCUCAUGGCCAACGAACACUCGGAGGCCCUGCGCGAGGUUGUUUCCAGUGCCGUCGGCAUUUACGAGCUGGAGCAACAGCUCAAGAAGCUGCAGAAAUACUGGGCGGGGCACUUGUUUGUGGUCGUUCCCUACGUCGGGCGGACCAACGCAUUCGUCGUAGACGCUGUUGAUGUUACUCUUGAGGAGCUCGAAGAGCAGCAAAUCGUGGUGCAGACCUGCAUCGCUUCCAAAUAUGUUCCCCCCGUUCUGGCCGAAAUGAAGGAAUGGGAAGCCAAGCUUAGCCUGAUCCACUCUGUUCUCGGGGAGUGGGUUGGGGUGCAGAAGACGUGGAUGUAUUUGGAGUUCAUCUUCACGAGUGACGAUAUUAAGCGCCAGCUUCCAGACGAGUCUCUUCUCUUUUCCUCUGCAGACCGCUUUUUCAGCUCCCUGAUGAAGCGCUGCUCCGAAGACCCACACAUGGCGCCGCUGUGUCUUGAAGGUAACGGCGACACUCUGAAGAAGCUGCAGAAAUGCACUUACCAACUGGACUGUAUUCAGAAGAAGAUUGAUGAGUAUCUUGAGACAAAGCGUGUUGCAUUCCCGAGGUUUUACUUUCUUUCCAAUGACGAGCUGCUGUCAAUUUUGUCCGACUCCCGCAACCCACUGGCGGUGCAGCCGCACCUGCAAAAAUGUUUUGACAACAUCAAGACGCUGAUUUUCGCCGAUGAAAAGACUAUUGUGGCCAUGCGGAGCUCUGAGGGCGAGGAGGUGACGUUCACGCAUCCCAUCAAGGUGAUUGGCAACGUAGAGAGCUGGCUGAACGAUGUCGAGCGCGCGAUGCGGGCAACUCUAUUUGAUCGCCUGGUCACGUGCCUGCGCGCGUACACGACAGAACACCGAACAAAGUGGUUUUUUGAGCACCCCGCGCAGUGUGUGACGACAGUGGACCAAAUCGUGUGGACCAGCGAGGUGGAGAGCGUCAUCACGGAGACAGGCAGCGGCGAUUCUUCCGCGUGGUCGUUGUAUCAGGACCGCUUUGGCGCACAACUUCUCCAGACGGUGGAGCUUGUGAAGCUCUCUCUCACAGCAUUGCAGCGCACUGUGGUGUCAAACCUUAUAGUGGUUGAUGUGCACUGCAGAGAUGUCUGCGCGGAGCUGGCCACUACCUCCCCUGGCGCGGCGCUGCAGCCGUGCUGCUCAUUGCUUGAUUUUGGGUGGCAGAAACAGCUGCGGUUCUACUACGGCCUAUCGACUAGCGUGCAUGGGGCCCGCGGCGCUGCAGAGACGGCCGACUGCUUUGUCCGGCACGGCGCGGCGGAGCUCCCCUACGGCUACGAGUACCUUGGCAACCAGCCGCGCCUCGUCAUCACUCCUCUUACAGAGCGCGCCUUCUUGACGUGCACGGCGGCGCUGCACAUGCAGAAGGGAGCUGCGCCUCAGGGUCCGGCCGGAACCGGCAAGACCGAGUCUGUCAAGGAUUUGGGCAAGGCUCUUGCUCGAACGGUGGUUGUGUUCAACUGUUCCGACGGUCUCGACUACCGUAUGAUGAGUCAAAUGUUCGCAGGACUGGCACAGGCUGGCGCGUGGGCUUGCUUUGAUGAGUUUAACCGAAUCGAGCUCGAAGUACUCUCUGUGGUGGCUCAACAGAUGCUCGACAUCACCACUGCCAUCACGCAGAGACAGACGUUCAUGAAGUUUGAGGGUCACAACAUCAAGCUGCAUAUCAACUUUGGCGUAUUCAUCACCAUGAACCCCGGCUACGCCGGCCGCACGGAGCUCCCCGACAACCUCAAGGCUCUCUUUCGACCUGUGUGCAUGAUGAUUCCGAACUAUGCCCUCAUUGCCGAGAUUAUGUUCUACGCCGAGGGCUACGGCAAGGCGCAGUCACUCGCAGCCAAGAUGAUUCGCCUCUACUCAUUGGCGUCGCAACAGUUGUCCAAGCAGGAUCACUACGACUUUGGCAUGCGCGCGGUCAAGAGCAUUCUUGUCCUCGCUGGCCGACUGAAGCGCGCGGACCCGGAUUCUGAUGAAGAGCUGCUGCUGGUGCGUGCCAUUCGCGAGGCUAACUUGCCCAAAUUCCUUGUGGACGAUCGUCACCUCUUCAUGGCCCUGCUGCAGGAUUUCUUCCCUGCUAUCAUGGACGUGUCGCCGGCGCCGGUGAGCGAGCUUAUCCUCGACGAGGCGGAGUGCGUCUUGAUGGAGGAACUUGUGCAGACGUCCCCGUCCAACCCUGAAACUCGGAUGCGGCUGCAGCCCACGGAGAGGCUACUCUGCAAAACGCAGCAGCUGUUUGACACGCUCAUGACUCGCCACGGACUGAUGCUGGUGGGCCACACCAUGACCGGCAAGACCACGGUGCGCGACACGCUUGCAUCGGUGUUGACACGCCUCGGCCGAGUACUGGACACGACCCCUACCGCUGGAGUCGAGGGUAACGAUCGUGGCAGCGGCCACCCAGGUCUCGGAGGUGGACUGGCCACGGCGCGGAAGCACCGGAUUGCCGCUGCCCUGCGUACCCUCGAUGCACGGUGCCAGUCGUACUUCACCGCCACCUACUCCACAGUCUGCAACCCAAAGGCUAUUUCGAUGACAGAACUGUACGGCGACGUCAAUCCUCUCACACGUGAGUGGCAGGACGGCGUCUUCUCUGCGAUCGUACGCAAGCUCGUCAAGCUGAGCGCAGCACAGGACGGACGCGUGGCGACGCGGCACUGGGUCGUCUUCGAUGGGCCGGUAGAUGCCGUGUGGGUUGAGAACCUCAACACCGUGCUCGACGACAGCAAGAUGCUCUGCCUCGUAAAUGGGGAGCGUAUUCGCAUCCCCGACACGAUCUCGCUCCUUUUCGAGGUGCAGGACUUGCGUGUCGCAUCGCCGGCUACGGUGUCGCGCUGCGGCAUGGUCUACGUGGAUGAAGAGUGCCUUGUCGACGGGUGGUCGCCGUUGCUGCAGAGCCUUUCCCAGACAGCCGCGCAGGAGCUCAGCGCCCGAUGGCGUCACGACCGUUUCCUGCAGCUUUGCGAGUCACUCGUGCCGCCUCUGCUCCAGGUCGUUCGUGAGGAGUGCAAGGAGUACAUCGGCACCUGUAACGCACAACUGGCGAUGAACCUCUUCUACUUGAUGAAGGCAGCGGUGCAGCAGCUCCAGGCAAUGAUCGAGGAGGAUCGGCAAAAGGAGCAGCAGCAUAAGCAAGAUGACGCGGCCGAGCUUGCGUUAAACACCCACGCACCGCUGCAGUUAGCCAGCUCCGCGGUACGGCGCUAUUCUCGCCGCCGCAGCUCGCGGGGAGCGCGCGCCGCUGUCCUCGUGCGCGGGGAUUCCGUCUUCGAUGCGCUGUUUGUGCAAAGCUGUGCCUGGGGCCUCGGCGGCAACCUGACAGAGUCCACGCGCGCACGUUUUGCAGCAGCGAUGCUGCCACUAGUCCGAGAAGAGGCGCUCUACUUCCCCACGGACGCCGAGGCUGAGGGGUGUGGUGUGUUCGAAUACGGAGUCGACUUUGAGACUGGCGACUGGCGACGAUGGGCAGAGAUGGUGCCAGAGUUUCACUACAACGCCAGCGCCUCCUACUUUGACCUCCUCGUGCCGACGGAGCAAACGGCCGUGCUGCAGUAUCUGUUGCACAGCGCCACAACAACCCACCAUCAUACACUGCUCAAUGGCUUGACGGGCACCGGCAAGUCGUCCACAGUGAACAGUUACCUGCUGCAGUCGCUGCACACGGAGGAUGUCGCGAGCUCUAUUGCAGCCUUCCGCUUCACACUGUCUGCCCAGACUUCCGCUCAGGCGCUGCAAAACACGAUUGAGAUGAAGCUAACGCGGCGCAAAGGCGACCACGAGUUUGGCGCUCCGCCCGGUAAGACCAUGAUGGUCGCCGUCAUCGACGACUGCAAUGUGCCGCAGCUGGAAGAAUAUGGGGCGGCGCCGCCGGUGGAGCUGCUGCGGCAGAUGAUUACGCAGGGCGGCUUCUACGACCGCAAGCGACUCUUCUUCAAGGAGGUGGUACAGACGAUGCUGAUAGCAUGCUGUGGCGAGCCAGGCGGCGGCAAGAACGAGAUGACGCCUCGUUUCACAUCGAAGCUGCUCUGCUUCUGCGCCCCUCAGCUGACGGAGAUAUCGAUGAAGUCCAUCUUCUCCGCCAUCUUGAAGGGUUUCUUCUACGCACGCGGCUUUGCGACCGAGGUGGCUGCGCUGGCGGACGCUGUCGUCGACAGCACGCUUGAAGCAUAUCGCCGCAUCGCGGUGGAGUGCCUGCCCACCCCAGACAAGACACACUGCACCUUCAACUUGCGCGAUGUUAGCAAAGUGUUUCAGGGUAUUUUGCAGAUCAAGCCUGCUCACUGCGCAUCCCCUCAGGCCCUCGUUGACCUCUGGAGUCACGAGGCGUCGCGCGUUUUCCACGAUCGCCUAAUCGACGACACCGAUCGUGACUGGUGGUGGCACUGCUGCGCCGAGGUGAUCGAGAAGCAUUUCUGCGGUAACGUCACGACCGCCAACGCAGACGCGGCCGACAUAGACGAGGCGCUGCCCACCCCGGAUCCUGCACAGCUCGCGACCGUCUUGUACGGCGCCUGGGUCAACCGUGAUUAUCAACGCAUCGGCCAAGAAACGUCGCUGCAGGCGGUGGCGCAGCAGCACCUGGCCGAGUACAAUACUCAGAGCACCACAUCCAUGAAUUUGGUCUUCUUCGACCAGGCAGUUCAGCACUUGUCUCGCAUCUGCCGCAUUGUGAGUCAGCCGCGCGGCCAUGCAUUGCUCGUCGGCGUUGGCGGAAGCGGCCGCUCCUCGCUCUGCCGUCUCGCCGCCUGUAUGAUGAAUAUGGAUGUUCAAACGGUUCACAUCGCGCGCAACUACGGCAUCGCAGAGUUCCGGGACGAGGUGCGGAAGGUACUGCUAGACAGUGGCGCACGGGGCAAGGAGGUGGUUUUUCUCAUCUCGGACUCGCAGCUGGUGCAUAGCGAGAUGUUGGAGGACAUUAGCAGCCUUCUUAACACUGGCGAGGUGCCGGGUAUGAUGGGACUGGAGGACAUGGAGACGAUUGUGCGAUGCUGCCGCGAGGCGUCGCUCGCUUCCAAUCGCCCCGAUACACGCACCAGCGUGUACGAGUACUUCGUCUCACAGUGCCGCGAGCGGUUUCACCUGUGCCUGUGCAUGUCUCCCAUGAGCGGCGUCUUCCGUGACCGGCUGCGCAUGUUUCCUGCGCUGGUGAACUGCACUACGAUUGACUGGUUCUCGGAGUGGCCGCAGGAGGCACUCCGCGCCGUGGCGCAGUCGACGCUGUCGAGUGCUUCACAAGACGGCGCCGCGGGGGUUGGUAUAGACAAGCUGAGCGUCCUCAUGGUCUUCCUGCAGUCCACCGUCAAGGACGCGGCGGAGCGGCUGUACGCGCAGUAUCGACGGCGCACCCAUGUGACCCCGACCAGCUACUUGGCCGUGCUGACACUAUACAAUACGAUGUAUCAGCAACUGCGGCGCGACCUGCAGGCCAGUGCCAGUCGCUACCGCAAUGGACUGGAGAAGCUAGACACGGCAAACGCGACGAUUGCUCAGCUGCAACAGCAGAUCCGCGAGAUGCAGCCUGGCCUGGCAGCUGCUGCAAAGCAGGUGGAGGAGCAGAAGAAGACCCUGUCUAUGGAGCAGCUCGAGGCGAAUCAGAUGAAGGAGGCGCAGUCCAAGGAGGAGGCGGCGGCGCAGCAGCUCAUGAAUGAGGCGGAGUUGAUCCGCCGCGAGUGUGAGGAGGGGCUGCAACACGCGUUGCCGGCCCUCGAGGCAGCCAAGCAGGCUCUUGAGACGCUAAGCGCGAAGGAUAUCCAAGAGAUCAAAACGUUUACGACGCCGCCGAGCAAUGUGGAAAAGACGAUGAAUGCCGUGCUUGUUCUGCUGGGCGAGAAGGAUGGCUGGGCAAGUGCGAAGACGUGUCUCGGCAAGUUCGACUUCAUCUCCCGCUUGACAGGGUACCCACGUGAUUCCAUCGCCCCCUCGUGCAUCCGAAGGCUCUCUCUAUUCCUGCAGGAUCCGGACUUUGUGCCGGACGUCAUCGAGAAGACGUCGCUGCCAUGCCGAUCCAUGUGCAUGUGGGUCCAUGCCAUGUACAAGUACUACUUCGUCGCCAAGGAAGUUGCGCCGAAGCGGGCGCGGCUGACGGAUGCAGAGAGGAAGGUGGAGGUGGCCCACAAAGAGCUGCGGUCGAAGCAGGUGGCUUUGCAGAAGGUGCUCGACCGCAUUACCGCCCUACAGGAUGCUGCUGCUGCGGCACAGGAAAAGGCGAACCAUUUCCAGCGGCAAAUGGAAAUCGCCAUGGCACGACUCGCGCGCGCCGAUCAGCUUAUCUCUGGACUCGCCUCCGAGCGUGUGCGUUGGAAGGCGGCACUGGUGAAGGUGGAGACGCAGCUGGGCUGCGUGGAGGGUACUGCAGCACUGGCCGCCGGCUGUGUGGGCUACCUCGGCCCCUUCCCACUGGACUACCGAGAGGUGCUAGUGGAGCGGUGGCGUUCGCAAUGCGCGACGCUGGACAUUCCCUUCGACGCCACCUAUUCCCUCGAGAGCAUCGAGGCGGAGGCGACGGUGCAGCAGUGGGCGCUACAGUCACUGCCGCGUGACACGUACUCCAUCCAGAACGCUACGAUCCUUCACCGGACGACGCAAUGCUGCUACAUGAUCGAUCCACAGGGACAAGCGAAUGCGUUUGUGCGUAAACUGAAGCGCAGUCGCUCAAGCGGCGCUGCAGGCCUGCUGCAGCUGAAACUGAACAGUCCGAACUUCAUGCGGCAGAUAGAAAACGCCGUACAGAAGGGACAGGUGGUGCUUCUUGAGGAUGUUGGCGAGACACUCGACGCAGCGCUCGAUCCGGUUCUGCUAAAGCAGGUGCGCCGCGUGGCUGGCCGCGAUGUUGUCACACUUGGCGACCGCGAGGUCACCUACGACGACCGUUUCCAGCUGUAUAUUACGACGAAGCUCGCGAACCCGAUACUAACGCCUGAACUGCAGGUGAAGCUCACAGUGAUCGACUUCACGGUAACGCGAGAGGGGUUGGAGGAGCAGCUGUUAGCCGACAUCGUCGGCUCAGAGCGGGAGUCGCUCCAGCAACGCGGUGACCGCUGUGUCAUCUCGAUCGCGGCGAGUCGCGAGGAGAUUGCGGCACUCGAGGCCCAGGUGCUGCAGCAGCUGAGCGACGCCACUGGUGACGUCCUGGACAAUGUCGAGCUCAUCCAGGUGCUGCAGACCUCGAAGGCGACAUCCGAGAAAAUCGCUGUCGAGCUGGCCGCGGUGGAAGAGACGAACAAGACAAUCAACCUCACCCGUGACGUGUACCGCCCGCUGGCGGUGCGUGGGUCUCUGCUGUACGGCGCGAUUACCCAGAUGGCCAAAGUAGAUCCCAUGUACGACUACUCGCUGCCAUUUUUCAAGAACCUGGUCGUCUCCGUCUUGGUCAGCACGCGGCACGCGUGGUUGCAGUCGCAGCAACAGCAUCACCAGUCCUCGAUUUCCACCUCGUCCAUGGUUCUCGGCAACGGCAACUUCAACGGGAGAGAGGCACAUAGCUGCCACGUGGGCCUUUUGCUGACAGACGGCAACGGUGGCCUGCCUGGCGCGAACGCUGAGGAGGAAGAAGAGGCUGUCGCAGCGAUGUCCAAGUCAGAGGUGGAGACGCGCGUCGUGCUGCUCGUGGAGGAGGUGACGUGGACGAGCUACCGUGUUCUGUGCCGCGGCCUCUUCGGUACCCACAAGCUGCUCUUCAGUUUCGUAUUGGCAACGACGCUGCUGCGCGGCAUGGGUCAAGUGACGAAGGAGGAGUGGGAUUUGUUUCUCUGCGGCGGAGCAGGGCAAACGCUGCCGCCGGCCUUUGCAGCCGCCAACGGAGAGGGCAGCGACGGCAUGACGGUACAGCGCCCCGGCUACUUGUCAAGUGGAACGUGGGUGAACUUUGGCGCCAUUUGUGGCCUCGAGGCCUUUGCCGAGGUGUGCAAAACCUUCAUCGCAUCGCUGGCGGACGCUUCUGACCACGGCGGCGCGGAUCUUUCUGGCGACGGGCCGCUGUCGUGGACGUCGUGGUUUACUGAGACCUACGGGGCGGAGGUGCUGACUCGGCUGCCGACGUCACUGGCUCGACUGUCGCUGUGGCACCGUGUGAUGGCCGUGAAGAUCCUUCGGCCAAACAAGUUCCACUACAUGGCGGCUCAGCUCGUUGCAGACACGCUGGGGCAGCGCUACACCAUUGCACCUCCGUUUGACCUUGAGGAGGCGUUCCUGGACAGCACCAAGAUGACACCGAUCAUCUUUAUCCUCUCCGCCGGCGCCGACCCGACCUCACUGUUCGUCAGCUUCGCUGAGGAGCGCGGUUUUGCUGGGCGCAAGUACAUGCUUUCCCUCGGCCAGGAUCAAGAUGUGCGUGCCACGCAGAUGAUCCGGGACGGGCAGCGCGAGGGCGCAUGGGUAUACCUGCAGAAUUGCCAUGUGUACGCAUCAUGGAUGCCGCAGCUGCAGGUGCUUGUCGAGAGCAUGAACCCGAAUGAGAUACACGCGGACUUCCGACUCUGGCUGACCAGCAACCCAUCGCCGAGCUUCCCUCCGCUGGUGCUGCAGGCAGGCCUGAAGCUCACGCAGGAGCCACCGAUGGGUUUACGAGGAAAGGUGCUGCACACACUGCACAGCGCCGUGGUGGCGGAUGUUUGGGCCGCUGCCGCUGCUGCUGCCACAGACGUCGGGAACGUCGACGCCAACGACACGUCCGACUCUGCGACGCCGCUGGUUGGCUUGCGAAGUGGACAGCCCUCCCCCGAGCUACAGCGACUUGUCUGGACACUCGCGUUCUACCACGGUACUCUUAUGGAGCGGCGGCGCUAUCGCCCGCUCGGGUGGAACAUUGCCUAUGACUGGGGCAUGGCAGACUUUGAAGCAGGGCUGGCAACGCUGCGGACGGCUCUUGCUCGCUGCAAAGAUGGCGGUGCAGGCGCCGCCACAGGUCUGCCGACGGAGGAGCUGUGCUACAUGCUGGGCACGAUCGACUUCGGUGGCCGUGUGACGGACGAGUGGGAUGCGCUGUGCCUGCAGGUUCUGACGCGCCGCUUCUUCGACGUGGAUGCGCCAGGGACAACGUCGCAGCAAGAGUCAUCGCAGGAUGCCAUCAUGCCACCUCCGUUCCCCAAGGAUGGUGUCGCGUACGCAGAGCUGUCGCAACUCGCCGAGGCUGCCUUUGCCACUGGCCGGGUAAGCCGAGAGGAUGGCGAGAGGGAGGAGGACAACGGGGAGAGUCCUGCUCGCUUCGGCUUGCACGACAACGCCACUCUCUCGGUGGAGCAACAGCUCUCAUUGGGUCUUGUCGACGCGCUUGUCUCGAUGAAUGCCGGCGGGACUGUAGCUGGCACGACUGGUACGCAGCGUGGUAGCGUCAGUGACAGCGCCAGUGGAGACCACGGCAAGGACGACACCAAGACGAGUGACGGCGGAGAGACAGAGAAUCCUGUUGCUUACGUGGCCCGAAAGUUGUUGGCGCAGCUGCCCCCUUUGCUGCCUCGCAAGGAGGCCGUGCUGGGCAGCAUAACGUCGCCCACCAAAAGCGCCACAAGGACCACGGUCAGCGCAGUGGCGGACCCCGCGCCGUUGCAAACCUUGCUUUCCCAUGAGACGGACCUGUACAACCGCCUUCUGUCCACCAUGCAGAGCUCGUUGGCAGAGCUGAUUCGCGCUCUCAAGGGUGAGGUGGUCGUGACGUUGCAGCUGGAGCUAAUGAUGCAGCGGCUGGCCUUCAACCAGGUGCCGGAGGCGUGGACACAGGUCGGCUACCUAACCCUCAAGCCGCUCGGCUCCUUCAUGGAGGAUCUCCUGCGUCGGAUACACUUCAUGCGGCGCUGGGGCGAGGCUGGGCCACCACCGAGCUUCUGGCUCUCCGGUGUCUUCUUCCCUCAAGGCUUCGUGACAGCGCUAUUACAAGCGCGGAGCCGAGCGCUGCAGGUACCCAUAGACUCCCUGCAGUUGCGCUUCCGCGCUCUGGCACCGAGUGAGGCGGCCGAGGUGUUGGGUCUGAUGACUGCCUACGAAGCGGGCACCGACGACAAGGCGUGGGCCGUGGUCGGCGCCUACGUGAGUGGCCUCUACCUUGAGGGUUGCGGGUGGGAUGCGGCACGCGGCGGGCUCGUGGAGGCCUCUCCGGGCGCCCUCACGGUGGAGUUGCCCACGAUCCACUUCGAGCCUGUCAUGACGUCGGAGUCGGCCGCCAAGGACUUCAACGCAUCCGCGGCGGCCACAUACGUGUGUCCCCUCUACAAGGUGCGCACGCGCGCCGGCACCCUGUCCACGACCGGUGUCUCCACCAACUACGUGACCAGUGUGACGCUGCCGUCACUCGACAGCGUUCCAGGCGACCACUGGACGUUGCGCGGCGUGGCCGCUCUCUGCGCUUUGGAUGAUUAG